AUGAGUUUCUUUAGCUUUUCAUAUAUUUAUCUCAAUACGAUUCUUUAGAAUUUGUUGGUUUCUUCAUUCGUUGAUGGAAUCAAAAUGAGUUUUCGAGUGGAUGAUGUAUUUAUUAUGGGAAUUUCUAGGAUUUUGAUCGAAUUUUCUGGUUUGGUGUCGAAUGAUUUGUCUUGAUUUGGAAAUUUUGAUUGGAUGGGUUUAAGCAGAUCUUGUUGAAAUGUGCUUUUGAUUCUAAGUUUUACUUUGAUCUUUGCAUUACUUGAUAAACUGGUUUAAGUUUUCAGAAUUUGUAAAUUCAGCAAGGAGAAGAUUUGUGGUUUGUUGGUUUCUUUGUUGUGGUGGUUGUAUAAUGGCGUCUGGGACAAUGGGAGGGUUGUCUGAGGUGUAUAGUAGUGCCAAAAGGAUUCUACUGAGGGCUCGCGAUGGAAUCGAGAAGUUGGAGAGGUUCGAGUCUGAUCCUACCGAUCUCGCCUCCUCCCUGAAACGAGAUAUCACUGAGGUUAAAUCUCUCUGCUCCAAUAUGGAUAGUCUGUGGCGCUCGGUCCCUGUUAAAUCGCAGCGCGAUCUUUGGAGAAGAAAGAGUGAACAAGUUGGAGAAGAGGCUGAGUAUUUGAACCAAAGUUUGGAAAAAUAUAUGUGGAGGAAUCAGAGGAAGAUGUUGGAAGCUAAGGAGAGAGCGGAUUUGUUAGGUAGAGGGAGCGGAGAAGGAGCUCACAUUUUGCAAAUAUUUGAUGAGGAAACUCAAGCAAUGAACUCUGUCAAGAAUUCAAAGAGAAUGCUCGAAGAGUCUUAUUCGAGUGGAGUUGCUAUCCUCUCCAAAUAUGCUGAACAACGGGAUCGUUUGAAGAGUGCACAGCGUAAGGCUUUGGAUGUUCUGAACACCGUAGGGCUCUCCAACUCUGUAUUGAGGCUAAUCGAGAGGCGCAAUCGUGUUGACACCUGGAUCAAGUACACCGGUAUGAUCGCAACUGUUGUCAUAUUGUAUCUCUUCAUAAGAUGGACGCGUUGAACUGUACAAACUUUGGAAUACACAUAUUGUAGUAUGUAGAGAGUUACGUACCAUUUCCUUUUUGUUUAUGGAAUACACAACACAUUUGCUGCAUCAAGCUGAGAUUGUCAAGUAGACUUGUAUUGGAUAAACAUGUACCUUCUUUUUCUCCUGAAA
This is a messenger RNA of Capsella rubella, 1165 nucleotides long. Its product is annotated as membrin-12. Lineage: Eukaryota; Viridiplantae; Streptophyta; Magnoliopsida; Brassicales; Brassicaceae. Gene Ontology annotation, cellular component: endoplasmic reticulum membrane; SNARE complex; late endosome membrane. The record is from RefSeq and is a predicted model, not a curated record. Gene Ontology annotation, biological process: vesicle-mediated transport; vesicle fusion. The transcript has 3 exons. Gene Ontology annotation, molecular function: SNARE binding; SNAP receptor activity. The coding region runs from base 350 to 1009 and encodes 219 amino acids.